Messenger RNA from Myxocyprinus asiaticus (Chinese sucker), 455 nucleotides. RefSeq names its product cytochrome b-c1 complex subunit 7-like. The record is from RefSeq and is a predicted model, not a curated record. Lineage: Eukaryota; Metazoa; Chordata; Actinopteri; Cypriniformes; Catostomidae. The transcript has 3 exons. Bases 72 to 398 code for a protein of 108 amino acids. Gene Ontology annotation, biological process: mitochondrial electron transport, ubiquinol to cytochrome c.
CAACCAGCAGGCUCCUGGUGGGCUUCAGAAAGUGGUACUAUAAUACAUGUGGUUUCAACAGACUUGGUUUGAUGCGGGAUGAUACCAUCAAUGAGGACUCCGAUGUUAAAGAAGCCAUUCAUCGGCUUCCAGAACCAGUUUACAAUGAUAGGAUGUUCCGCAUCAAGAGAGCUCUGGAUCUGUCAAUGAAGCAUCAGGUUCUUCCUAAGGACCAGUGGAUUAAAUAUGAGGAGGAUUUGCGUUACCUUGAGCCCUAUCUCGUUGAGGUUAUCUGUGAAAGGAGGGAAAGAGAGGAGUGGCAGAUUAAGUCAAAUGAAUGUGAAGUUAAAGCUCCUGUUUGGUGUGAUGUCUGGUGUCUUGUAUUUAAGAGAAUAUGUAUUUGUCCCAAUACCUAUUAAAGUUUCCUUUGACAGAAGUCUAUAAAUACCUGUUGUUCUUUUCUAUAAUGUUUUUAA